This is a messenger RNA of Schizophyllum commune H4-8, 2108 nucleotides long. RefSeq names its product alpha/beta-hydrolase. The record is from RefSeq and is a predicted model, not a curated record. The transcript is spliced from 10 exons. The coding region runs from base 269 to 1957 and encodes 562 amino acids. Gene Ontology annotation, molecular function: hydrolase activity. Lineage: Eukaryota; Fungi; Basidiomycota; Agaricomycetes; Agaricales; Schizophyllaceae.
UUCAUUUUCUCUACCGAAGUUUAUAAGCUAAUCUUCCAUCUACCAUGCGUCUACGGCUUCACGGAUGGGCGUGAGACUCCGCAAGGCAUCUCGCAUUCAUUGUUCAUAGGAAAUCGACCGUUACACAGGCCAACGACCACGCAGAUCCAUGAUCCGUCGCUAAACAUUCUACUCGGCCCUGCGCCAGUUUUCGCCCUCACCGCGUACCCAAUAUGUAUUUAAGCCUCCGACUUUGGCGCAGAGACUCAGCGCCUGCUCACUCCUCGCCAUGUUUCCCCAGCUGAAGGAUUCCUUCGCUUUCCUCCUUCCUGCCUUCCAACCCAUCUUCAACUUCACCAGUGUUUCUCCUGGGCCCACCGUUGAUCUUGGGUACGCCACGUACGAAGGCGCCUUCGACAGCACGUUCAACAUCACCGAGUUUCUCGGAGUUCGCUACGCCGCUCCUCCGAUAGGCAAUCUCCGCUGGCGGCCUCCUCACCCCCCUUCUCAUGAAGAUGGAUUGCGGCAGGCCGCCAGUCAGCCUCCCAUGUGUCCACAAGCUGGGUUCUACGGGCAUGCAAAGUCCGCUCCCGCUUUCAUGAGAGGCGAGAGGACGGUCGAGAAAGCGACCUUGCUCGACGCAUGCCCAUUGCACGGUAUCUGCCCACAGGACAUGUCGAAACCCUCUCUAGCCGACGAGGAUUGUCUUCUUCUCAAUGUCUACACCCCUGGAGACCUCUCGUCAUCAUCCCAAACCCAACCCGUUCUUGUCUGGUUUCAUGGAGGAGGUUACGCGGGUGGAAGUGCCACCGGCUUCUUUGGAGACGAUAAGUAUGACGGCAAAUACCCACUCGUGCGUGCAAGGGGCGGCCUCGUCGUGGUUGUCGUGCAAUACCGCCUCGGAAUGUACGGCUUCCUUGCCGGGAAGGAGGUGCGAGAUGCAGGGGCCGCGAAUGCGGGACUAUUGGAUCAGCAAUUUGCCUUGCAAUGGGUACAAGAACACAUCCACAAGUUCGGCGGUAAUCCUUCCGAUGUCACCAUCUGGGGAGUUUCUGCUGGUGCCGGCUCCGUCUACCAGCAUAUCGUCGCCAACGGUGGGAACACUACCCCUCCGCUCUUCAAUACCGCGAUCACAAGCUCGAGUUUCCUGCCACAACAGUACGAUGUCGACGAUGAUGUGCCCGAGGCCAUCUACGAGGAAGUCCUGAAGCAGACGGGAUGUAGCAACCUAGAUUGCCUUCGGAAGAUCGACACGCUCAAGCUCCAGCGCCUCAACGCUGACAUGGGCGUCUCGGCCUUUGCCGGUACCUACACCUUCACGCCGGUCAUCGACGGCAGCUUCAUCCGAGAGGCACCUGGUCUAGCUAUCGCACGCGGUCGGAUACAGGGAGCCCAUCUCCUCACGGUGACGAACGCCAACGAAGGGUUCAUGUUCGUCGACGUAUUCAAACCAGACGAUACCCUUGAUACCUCCUUCUACAUUCGCAAUGCAUGGCCCAGGCUCGCAGACGAAGAAAUUGCUCAAGCCAUGGACCUCUACGCAGACCUUCCCCCGGUCGAACAAGCGAGCGCGAUUUACGCCGACGUCGUGUUCGUCUGCCCGACCUAUCGCCUCAUGCGCGCUUUCGACGAGCCCUAUCGAGCCCAAUUCGCCGUCGAAAACGCCCUCCACGGAUUCGACGCGCCCUACUAUUUCCCCGACAUGGCCAACCUGUUCCCCAAACUCUACCACAACGCCGAUUUCGAGACCGCCUUCGCAUCCGCUUUCACCAACUUUGCGCUGUACAAGGACCCGAACCGCAAGGUUGCGGAGGAUGUGACGCCGGCGUGGGCGCCUUGGAGUGACGAAGCUCCCUUCGAGAUGGUCUAUAACAAGACGGAGGAUGGCACCCCCGAAGUGCGCAUGGCCAGGACCGAUGGCCGUGUUUUGGAGCGAUGCAAUUUCUGGCAGACAGUCGCGCUUCAUGUAGGGCAGUAGGUCAAGGCAUGCCUUAGAUGAUGGGACUCGCGUCGUUAUACUUUGCUUCCCUUGUUCUCUGUCAUCCCACUCUCACUAUCGCACUUUCAUCUUCACCUUCAAGUCUGGCUGCCCCUCUCGCUUACCGCUUCUGUGCGAGCAAUGAACGAGG